GCGUCUGGGCUGCGCUGUAGAUGCGACAACUGUACCGGCUCGGGAGGGGCGAUGGAGGCGCUGACAGCGUAAUGAAUGGGCACACACAAUUCAGGACAGCAUAACAACAACAUCUUUAAUUCAAGGUGUCGAGGGCCAUGAGCAGAAUACUGAAGAGGAAGUUCGAGGACGUGGAGGCGUGCCCCUCUCCCUGCUCCUCUCUGCGGGAGGACGUGGAGGCGUGCCCCUCUCCCUGCUCCUCUCUGCGGGAAGAUGUGGAGGCGUGCCCCUCUCCCUGCUCCUCGCUGCGGGAAGAUGUGGAGGCGUGUCCCUCUCCCUGCUCCUCGCUGCGGGAGUCAGGCCACGAGGAGUCCUGCAGUGAGAGCGGCGACAGCAGAGACAGUGUCAACCCCUCAGCCUCGCGUCCCUUCCCCCCUCACUCCAUCCUGAAGAGGGAGAAGCGCCCGAGGACCAGACGCGUGCGCUUCCACAACGUGACGGUGUACUACUUCAGCCGGAGGCAGGGCUUCACCAGCGUGCCCAGCCAGGGAGGCAGCACCCUGGGCAUGGCCAGCAGGCACAGCUGGGUGAGGCAGUACUCCCUGGGGGAGUUUGCCCUGGAGCAGGAGCGCGUCCACAGAGACAUGCUGAGGGAGCACCUGAAGGAAGAGAAGCUCACCUCCAUCAGGCUGAAGCUGACCAAGAACGACACCAUGGAGUCUGAGGAGGCCAGCGCCCUCACCGUGGACGACAUCUCGGACGACGACAUCGACGUGGACAACACAGAGGUGGACGAGUACUUCUUCCUGCAGCCGCUGACCACCAAGAAGCGCCGCUCGCUGCUGCGCUCGUCGGGCGUGAAGAAGCUGGACGUGGAGGAGAAGCACGAGCUGCGGGCCAUCCGCGUGUCCAGGGAGGACUGCGGCUGCGACUGCAGGGUGUUCUGUGACCCCGAGACCUGCGCCUGCAGUAUGGCUGGGAUCAAGUGUCAGGUGGACCGCAUGUCGUUUCCGUGUGGCUGUACGAAGGAGGGGUGCAGCAACGGGGCGGGCAGGGUGGAGUUCAACCCCAUCCGCGUGCGAACCCACUUCCUGCACACCAUCAUGAAGCUGGAGCUGGAGAAGAGCCGGGAACAGCAGCAGGUCGCCCCCGCCAACGGUUACCAUGGCGAAGCCAACGGAAACGGCCUCGGCAACGGAAACGCCCUGGUCCAAUCCCAGCACGGCCUGGAGUACUCGCUGUCGGACCCUGUCCAGCAGACGGCCGUCAUGCACCUGCAGAACCCCGACGAGAUGGACCAGCCCCUGGAGGAUGACGAGGAUGAAGACGAGGAUGAAGACGAAGAUGAAGACAAUGAGGAGGACAGCAGCAGUGUCUGUAGCGGACUGUCCGACUCCAGUACUCAGAGCUUAGCCAACAGUGACUCGGAGGACGAGGAAGAGGAUGAAGAGGAUGAAGAUAAGGCUGAGGACUUUGAGAUUGGCGUGACCGUCCCGUCUGUGUCCCUCGCUGACUCCGCCCCCCUGUCCUCUGUCCUGUGCUACACCGAGGGCUCCGUCGCUCACGACCACCACGUCAACGGAACCUCCUACCUGCUGGGGUCCCCAGCAGAGUACUACCAGCUGAAGAGUCCCAGUGCCGUCUCUGCCAACAUGGCGUCUAGCCGGCCCAGCCAGCGCUACGGAGACGCCGCAUCAUUCCAAGACACCGUCAGCUCCACCAAUGGGAACAUGCCUCAAGUCAGCGCCACCAAUGGGAAAAUGCCUCAAGUCAGCGCCACCAAUGGGAACAUGCCUCAAGGACCGUUCAGUAUGGCUCCAGACCAGUACACAGACUACCCCAGCCAGGGGGACCAACAGUACACAGCAAGCCACCAUUUCUCUCUCACCAGCGGCGCAUCAGUAACCCUGGUAACCCCGGUAACCCUGGUAACCCCAGAAGUCUGCUGCUCACUGGAGAGCGGUGUUCUGUCCAAAGCCCCCCACCUCCAGGAGCCCCUGCUGCCCUCGAGCCAGACGGACUUCCUGAACAACAACUACUACUCCCACGGUUCCCACGGCAGCAGCGGGACGUGUUUACCCUCCGAGCAGCCACAGGAAGGGUCCGGUGUUAAUGGCGUGUUGUCUGAAGAGAGCUCUCCAGCAGACAGCCAGGACCUUGUGCUGCCAGAGCAAUGCCCUGAUGUAGCAGCCGUUUAACAUGCCUUGUCUAGCCAGGUGUCUUUACAUUCAUGGUUGUUUUUCCUUCAGGAAGACACUGAGCAACUGGAACUGGGCAGGAAGUUAUUCAUGGCCUUUUAUUUGACCCUAAAAUGUUGAAGCAAUUCAAGACUGUGAAAAAGGGAUGUUUUGAUUUUGAAAUGAUUUAGCUGCAGGUUUAUGAGGGGAAGCCUGUUAUUGGUCUCCCUGGUGAUCUGAACUGGACGAUGAAAGCAGUCGACUAGACUAAACAUUAAUGCUCUUAGCCUGUGCCAUGUAUCUUGUAACUUCAGAAGUUCUAGUUUUAAGCCAAUAUUGUCAAUGAAACUUUUCUAUGUCUUAUGUGUCAAACGUGCAGAAAAAAGGUUUUCUUGUCACAGUUUAUUUAUUGGUUCUGGAGUAUAUGUAUACUGUACUUAUAUUAAUGUUUUGAUAAUGAUAAGCAUGCUACUUUCGAAAUAUCAGCAGCGUUUAUGAGAAACUGGCUCUGGGUUUAUAAAGACAUCCAUGUAUGGUACUGUACUUUACAAAUGUUCUUUUUGUUUUGUCACUUGUAAUCCAUGCUUUUCUUAGUUUAGUUUGUAAAAGCAUGAAAAAUACUCAGUGGCUUGUAACUGAAUUCAUGGCAUUACAUUGUCAAGAGCAUAUCUUUAUUGGAGGCAUUUGAAAAAGUCCGAUCUUUGCACUUUCAGACAGGGGUCCAGUGCCAUGCAAUCCUGUUAAUGACACAUACUUGAACAUUGAUAUGAUGUUGCUCAAAACUAAAAAGAUGUCCUCUCUUGGUUCACAUACUCGUAGUUUUGAUAUUUAUCUCUAGAAUAUCAUUCAUGGGUGCUGAAAAUGACAAGGAUGCCACUAUAAAUAAUGUAUUUAUUAAUCAUCAUUUAAUAAUUUGACGGUGUAUACAGGGAUUCACUGAUGUAGCACUUUGACAUAAUAUCAAGUAUCCAACCAUAACAUUGACAGGCUAAUGUUCAUGUGAAGGAGCGUUAGCUUCGUUUGAUUAAGAAUCAUUGUUAGCGAGCCUAAAUUGACGUAAUGUUACAUGACCGAUAAAUAUAAAGUCAUAUUUACGAGUCAUAGUGGAACACAAGUGGGCAUGCCCGUGUCACUGCACAUUCCUGUUUCAUAUGACAAUUUAACAACUAUUCAUUAAUGAAGACCCUGAUGAAUCUUACACAAGUAAUUAAGUGCAAUAUAGUCUCAGAGAUGGCGUCCUUCACAGGUACUCCUUAAGUUAUAUGUUGGAGCGUCGCUCGAAUGGUCAGUGGUAGAACCAUCCAUAUCACACACAAGUAGAUAGUAAUGAGAAGCUGUUCACAGAUGAAUUAGUCUUCAAGGUUGGACAAUCAGGUUGAUGUCGAUCCCUAGACGCAUAUCAGUAAUCAAUAUGACCAGGACACAGCCAAACCCAGACUUUUUCGCUUUCAUCACCUCAUCAGACCAUGCAGAGAACACUACUAGAUGGAAGCAAUACAUUCUUCAGAUUUCGUCUUUAAGGACUAACAGAACGCCAGUCACUCAAACUGAUAAACUAGAGAGGGAUAGAAACCUUGCUCUCCAAGUCAUGCUCCAGAUGUCCCUCCAAGUGGAAGACCCUGUCACCAGUCCUCCGCCUGCCAGGCUUGGGGACACCACGGUCCCUGCCAGGCUUGGGGACACCACGGUCCCUGUCAGGCUUGGGGACACCAUGGUCCACAGGGGCGUGUCAUGGCUUCAGCGCUCGACUCGAGACAGGCAAGGUUAUCUGACCGUCCUGACAUAGCAAAGUGUGACGUACAGCUGUCAGGCAAUCAAUGCUUGGAACGUGGUGUAGACGGACCGAGUCCCAAAGCAUUUGAGAAGGACCAAAACCGUGACGUUGCAUCCAGUUGAAGUAAUUCUGCUGUGUUUAUGAUUUUGGGUAUUUAUAAUGAAUGAUAUAUUGACAUGAAUUGUGUAUUUAUUGUGGUUUACUGAAACAGUUCUGUGUUGAGUAAAAACACUUCGGUCUUGAUUGUCCUAUGUUUCUAUUAUGGUUGUGAACUGUACAGCUACAUGUGCCUGAUUUUGUUAAUUGAGUUAGUUCUUAUGAUCUUGACUAUGUGAAACAGCUUUUUGCACAAAAUGGUAUGUUUCAAUAUGUGUUUUGAGUUCAGACUGU
This is a messenger RNA of Hypomesus transpacificus, 4320 nucleotides long. RefSeq names its product cysteine-serine-rich nuclear protein 3 (gene csrnp3). The transcript has 7 exons. NCBI's taxonomy places the organism in Eukaryota, Metazoa, Chordata, Actinopteri, Osmeriformes, Osmeridae. The coding region runs from base 138 to 2177 and encodes 679 amino acids. The record is from RefSeq and is a predicted model, not a curated record. Gene Ontology annotation, biological process: regulation of transcription by RNA polymerase II. Gene Ontology annotation, cellular component: nucleus. Gene Ontology annotation, molecular function: DNA-binding transcription factor activity, RNA polymerase II-specific; sequence-specific DNA binding.